AUGACUCAAAAUACAAGUAAAGUGCUAGUUUUUGGAUCCUCAGAUGGGAACUUUAAAAAAAUUUUUGAAAAAACAUGCGACUUUCUUCCGGAAUUCAAUACAAACGACUCAGAGGUUAUAGAUCUAGUUGAAGGAAAGAUACAUAGAAAGUCAGGAACCAUAACAACAUCAAAGGGAAUUAAAAUAUCAUAUUUAGGAGGGAUGUAUAAAGAAAAUACAUUUUUCAAUGAAAUACCACAGCAAAACAUGGAAACAGAGCAAUACAUUUAUGAAAAUGAAGUAAAUUACAUUAUGAAGGAAGGAAAAAACACUGACAUUCUUAUUACAUAUGAAUGGCCUAAAGACAUCUAUAAAUUUUCAUCCAAAAAAUCAUCAAAAUUUGUUCCUGGGAUUCAACCUAUAGCCAAAAUAACAUCAUAUAUUCAGCCCAAAUAUCACUUUUCGUCAAAAGGUUCAAUAUUUUAUGAAAGAGAGCCUUACGAAAAUAUUUUUACUGAAGAUAAACAAGAAGCAAGUAUUACAAGAUUUAUAUCAUUAGCUUCAUUUAAUAACCCAAAUAAAGAAAGAUCGUCUUAUGCGUUUAAUAUUACAAAAUCAAAUCCGUACAAUAUGCUAAACACUUCAAAUAUAUCAAAUGUAACAGAGAAUCCUUUUAUGCAAGAAAUAAGCAUUAAUUCCAAAGAAACCAAACAUAAUUUUGAAGAAUCAAAACAUAACUUUUUCAGGGACAAAAAUGUAUCUUCUAAUAAUAAAAAACAAGAACAUAAUAUUAAAAUAUCUGUCGAAUCAUAUAAAUAUAUAAAUGAAGAAAAAAAUAAAGAAACAAACUCUCAAAUUUCAAAAAAUCAUGUCUAUAGCAUUUGCAAUAAGAUGAGCCAUUUAGAUAACUGUCCAAAAUUAAAAACAAAAAAAUCCACUAAAAAUGAUAUUCCAUCAAGCUAUACUUGUAAAAUAUGUUCUCAAAAAGGUCACUGGAUUCAGAAUUGUCCACAAAAAGAAAGUCGUAAUUUUCAAGAAACUAUUCAUAAUUAUCCUAACUUGGAAUUUUGUUUUUUUUGUCUUUCAAAUCCAAAAAUCGCUCGUCACUUAAUCAUCUCUAUAGGAUUAGAAGUAUAUCUUGCACUCCCUAAGGGACCUUUAACGACAACUUCAACAAAUCCAUCUACUCUUCCAUUUUCAGGACAUGUUUUAAUUAUUCCUAUUGCUCAUGUUCCUACAAUUAAUACUAUCGAAGAGAUAAACAGAAGUAAAACCAAAAAAGAAAUGGAAAGAUAUCGAAUAUCUAUUACCGAAAUGUUCAAAUCUAAAGGUUGUAACACUAUAACUUUUGAGAUAAGUAGAACAUCUGGAAUCCAUUUACACUGGCAAAUAAUUCCAAUAAAAAAUGAUUUCGCUGGUGAACUAGAAAAUGCUUUUAUUUCUUAUGGAAAUGAAAAGCAUUACACUUUCGAAAAAAGAAAUAUCAGAAAAGAAGAAGAAAAUUAUCUUCGCAUUUGGCUACCUAACGAAUCUAUUCUUGUGCAUAAAAUAAACCCUCAAAAAUAUUUUGAUUUUCAAUUUCCACGAUAUGUUAUAUCUCAAGUUCUUGGUGUAAAAGAAAGAAAAGAUUGGAAAAAUUGUAUUCAAACAAACGAAGAAGAAUGUCAAGAUGUUACUCAAUUUAAAGAAUAUUUUAAAAACUUCGAUUUUACUAUUUAA
Messenger RNA from Pneumocystis jirovecii RU7, 1698 nucleotides. RefSeq lists its product as uncharacterized. Gene Ontology annotation, biological process: mRNA splicing, via spliceosome. Bases 1 to 1698 code for a protein of 565 amino acids. Lineage: Eukaryota; Fungi; Ascomycota; Pneumocystomycetes; Pneumocystales; Pneumocystaceae. Gene Ontology annotation, molecular function: RNA lariat debranching enzyme activator activity; zinc ion binding; nucleic acid binding. The transcript is spliced from 13 exons. The record is from RefSeq and is a predicted model, not a curated record. Gene Ontology annotation, cellular component: post-mRNA release spliceosomal complex.